Arctia plantaginis is the source of this 1920-nucleotide messenger RNA. NCBI's taxonomy places the organism in Eukaryota, Metazoa, Arthropoda, Insecta, Lepidoptera, Erebidae. The record is from the annotation of a GenBank genome assembly.
AUGUUGCCAAGGAAAAGGAGUAUGUUAUUUACGCUCACAAUACUGGCGUGUGUGAAGUAUUCUGAGGAGUACAGCUCCGGAGCUCCGUCUAUUGCCUGCAUAGAUCAGACGCCACGCCAUGAGACAAUCCAGCCCCAAUCUUCUACUCCACCAUACUUAAUCCAGACAUCAGCAGCUCAAGUACGCCAAGGAGAUAUCUUGAACGUGACUGUAGGAAGCCCUUCAGGUGCACCUUUGCCCAUCGGUGGGUUUAUUAUGCAGGCCAGGCAAAUACAGAAUCCAGAUAUAAUAGUGGGCAAGUUCGUUGGACUCCCAGACUCUUCAUUGGUGCACAUGACGACAUGUACGAGUCCAAAUGAUACAGUUACUCACUCCUCGCCAGAAGACAAACCCGCCAUGACCUUCCAGUGGCUAGCCCCUGCCGAUUUCCUUGGAGGAAUUGAGUUCAGAGCAACAGUGGCACAAAGCUAUGCUACCUUCUGGUUGAACGUGGAGUCACCACUAGUAGAAGUAGUCACCCCAGACACGAUGAUCAGUCCUCCACCACCCGCGGUGCCAUCCAGAACCGCCACUACGGUAGCUCCACCCGUUAUUUUGGAGAGUAAGCCAAAAAUGGAAGCCGCUGCCCUCGACAUUAUUUAUCAAGGGUGUGCUGACACUAAAUUGUGUUUCGGAGUUCCACAAAACUGUAUCGCUAGAGGCGACUGCAAGGCUAUUGUGGCAGUCUUUGUUGCUGGUGACAAAUACACAUUUGAACUUCAAGCACCAGGCAACCCUAAGUACGUAGCCACGGGUUUGAGCAUGGACAACAAAAUGGGAGAUGACAGUGCUAUGGAAUGUGUCAGAAAUGAUAAUGGAGGAGUAAACCUCUUUACUUCAUGGACUUAUCCGAAGAUCGAACCGUAUGUCAGCCGAUCAGACUCUCCCCAGGACAUAGUACAGCUCUUGGAGUCUUCGAUCAUUGAUGGGAAACUGUACUGCAAGUUUAGUAGGAACACGGUGUCAAUGGUGAAAGGACAGACCUUCGAUUUGGCGAAUAAUAUGUAUAAUUUGAUGGUGGUAGCUGGCAGCUCAAUGAAAGAUGCGAGCCGAGUGGGGUUCCACGACGUGGCGUACGAGGCGACGGGCGCGGCGCAGGCGCUGGCGGCGGUGGGCACCGCGGCGGGCGGCUCCAAGCUGCUGCUCAAGCUGCACGGCUGCUGCAUGCUGCUCGCCUGGCUCGGCACCGCCUCGCUCGGCUUGCUGCUCGCCAGAUACUUCAGGCAAACUUGGGUCGGCAAGCAACUAGGCGGAAAAGACAUUUGGUUCGCUUACCAUCGUAUAUUCAUGGUGUCGACAUUGGUGUUGACAGUUAUCGGCUUUAUACUAAUUCUCAUUGAAGUCGGAGGAUGGUCUACUACGGGGAGCAACCCACACGCCAUCACCGGACUUGUCACUAUCAUACUAUGCUUCUUACAACCCAUUGGUGCGUACUUCAGGCCACACCCAGGCACUGAGUACCGACCCAUCUUCAACUGGCUCCACUGGGGAGCCGGGAAUGCCGCUCAUAUACUUGGAAUCCUGACGGUUUUCUUUGCGGUGUAUCUACAAAAGGCAGAGCUGCCAUCUUGGACUGUGUUUAUUCUGGCCGCUUUCGUAGCCUUCCACGUGAUCAUGCAUUUAGUACUGUCGCUGACGGUGUGCGUGUCGGACGGGCGCAUCAGCAACGGGCGCAUCAACGCGUUCCCCAUGAAGGACAUGCUCGGCCACGCGCGACAGGCCACGCAGGUCGACCGCACCACCGACGCGCCGUUUUCAAGUUUCCGUCGGCUCCUGCUAGGUGUGUACGCGCCGAUCAUCCUGCUGUUUUGCAUCGCCAUGAUUUGCCUCGUUGCGCUUGCGCCGAUCGCGGAGACAUACGAUACUAUCUUAGGCUCUUAA